UAAUGAUAUAUGAUAAUGCUAGGCACGCACGUGAUUAUCACGGACUUAAUUCCCCAGCCGAUCUGUCGCGCACGCCCGCUAGAUUCUCCCUCCGUCGCGCACUCGUCGUCGUUGUCGUCGUCGUCGUCACUUCUUCUACGGUCAGAAAAACGAUCGUCCCGGUUUCUCGAAAUGUCGAGGACGCUGCUGUUCCUGACUAUCGGCGUACUCGCGAAGGUGCUUGGGUUACCGGACGGAGCACCGUCGAGGACAUGCUUGGAUCUGACUCCACGGCACUCCGGCAUCGAUCCCCAGUCGUCGUCCCCACCUUAUCAGGUGCUCCCCGCGGCCGGACAAGGCAGGAUCCGACUGAUCCUCGGCAGCCCCCAGGGCCUCGCAUACGAGGGCUUUAUGAUAUUCGCCAGGGACAUCGACACCGGUGAUUUCGUAGGCGAAUUCACGAACCUGCCCGAUUCCGCGAGAAUCGUCGAGUGCACGCAGGGCGUACCGAACGCCGUGACUCACGUGAACACCAGCAAGAAGCAGAAUCUUGAGUUUGAUUGGGAGGCUCCGGUCGAUUACGAGGGUACCAUUAUCUUCAACUCCACCUUCGCUCAGGAUUACAGCACGUACUGGGUCGGCGUGGAGUCGCCCCGAGUCACCGUUCUCAAGCGAUCUAUUGACGUAUUGGCCUCACCUACGCCCAUCACCACUUACAGGACCACCACGCCGCCGUACUACAGCCAGACCGUCGAUUAUGCGACGAAGGUCGAGGAGGAUCCGUUCUACGCCGGCUGCCACGUUACGAAGAAUUGCUUCGGCGCGCCCGCCGGCUGCAUCAAGAGCAAGGACUGCGACGCCGCGGUGGCUGUGACCGUGCAAGGCGACCAAUAUCUGUUCGAGCUGCAGGGACGCGGGACUACGCCGAAAGCGAGAUAUGUCGCCGUCGGCCUGUCGGACGACAAGAAUAUGGGUGACGACAGCGUAGUCGAGUGCGCCAACGAGGAUGGAGAAAUUGCGUUACACAUGUCUUGGAAUUCCGGCAAGAGUAACAAGCGCCAUGCGACGCCGGAAGGCGCGGUCCAGCUCGAGUCCAAAGCGAUCAGAGACGGCGUGAUCUACUGCAAGUUCCGGCGGGACAAGCUCACUACUGUUCACGGACGCACAUAUGACCUCGUCAACACCCCGUACCACCUCCUCGUGGCUGCUGGCGCGGAACUCAGACCGAAUGGAGUUGCCUUCCACAACGUCGACUACCUCGGGACCAGCGUCUCGAAGAAGCUGUCCGACGUCGGGGAAUGGACCGCGGCCAGCGACAUACUGAUUCGCGUUCACGGCGCGCUCAUGUUGGCCUCGUGGAUCGGCACAGCCUCCGUCGGGAUGCUGCUGGCGCGAUAUUACAGACAGACGUGGGUCAAUUCCCAACUGUGCGGCAAGGACCACUGGUUCGCUUGGCACAGGUUCUUCAUGGUGCUUACCUGGUCGAUGACGAUCGCGGCCUUCGUCAUAAUAUUCGUUGAACUGGGCGCAUGGAGUUCCGCGACGAUACACGCCUCAGUCGGUCUGGCUACUACAAUUCUCUGCUUCAUUCAGCCCUUCAUGGCGGCUAUGAGACCGCAUCCUGGCGCACCACGAAGAGCUCUUUUCAACUGGGUUCACUGGUUCGUCGGUAACGUGGCGAAAAUCUGCGGCCUGAUCGCGAUUUUCUUCGCGGUGCGACUGAAUAAGGCUAAGCUCCCGGAGUGGGUCGACUGGAUUCUUACCGCAUACGUGAUGUUCCACGUCCUGAUUCACCUCAUUCUCACGUUCCUCGGGUGCGCAUCCGACAGACAAGCCAGUCAGAGAGUGAAUUCAUUCCCGAUGAAAGACAUGCAUUCUCGCGGAUCAAUGGUGCAUCCUGAUGCGAGGCGAGAUGCCCCGCACUCCGGCAUGCGAAAGUUCAUUUUCGCUGUGUACUUUGUGGUCGUCGCGGCGUUCGUCGUGGCCCUCGUGGUGAUCACCGUGUUGGCACCCAUCGAGGAAACAUGGGCCACCUUCACCAACACCAUCUCAAAUUACUGAAGUCGCUAAUCAACGUCCCGUGGCGGUGGUGCGCACUGUCAUCGCGCGAUACUGACGCGCGAGGAGGAAGCUUUCAACUACGGGGAACGCGGAGAACGCAGCCUCGCACAGAGAGUUCGACGUGUUCCCGGGAUGACUUUCUGUAUGCAAAUUAACACGAAGAAUGCGCAAAUCCUACGCGUGGAGAUGCAAAUGGGACCACGACAGCGCGCCGAGACACGAGAACGAGAACGAAGUGAUCGGUGACGUUCUGACGCGAUUGUUUUUACUCUCCUUCUUUUCUUUCCUUCCCUUCUCUCUCUUUCUCUCUCUCUUUCUCUCUCUCUCUCUCUCUCUCUCUCUCUCUCUUUCUUUCUUUCUCUUUCUCUCCCUCUUCCUCUCAUUUAGCAGAUAGCCGGAUGACGUUCACAUUAUCGCCCUUUAUCCUGAUUAUAUUUGAUAAUUAGAGAUAGAUUUCUGUACAUAACGUUCUUAAUUUACUCGGAAAAAGCUAAAGUGUACGCGUUUGUUUCAUUUGCACGGUCGAUCCACGAUUAUACGGAUUAACUUUGGACAGUGGAGACGAGAAUAAUUAAUCGGCGACAUUAGAGAUUUUUGGUUUAUUCUUCUGCGACGAUAUUUCUGUACAUACUUAAAAACAAAAAAUUUCGGAGAAAGUCUCCGAAGGUGGUCUCGGCGAGUAAAAUUUAAUGUAAUCAAUAAAACUGAAUUGCGAAUAUAUUCUCUCUCUCUCUCUCUCUCUCUCUCGAAUGUUAAAACACGAUUAAUAUCGAAGUCGUAUAUAUUAAUCGGACGGAUUACUUUUGACGAUGGUACGGAUGAAAUCUCCCGCAGAAUGAAAUAAAUGAAUUGUGUACAAACGUGCGAAAUAAGAUUAAAAUAAAUUCAAGCGGAAUAUAUAUUUUUACGGAUCACACACUUUUUAUCAUGAUAUAUUGAAUUAUCGCGCUCUCUUAGCGUCUGCGAAAUUAAUAAGCCGGGAGUCGCUCGCGGAAAUGUAAACCCCAUCUGCGACCUUCUUUAUUGAUUCUCGCACUUACAACGAACGCGCGAGCCGCCUCUGUCGUCGCACGGCAACGUGUACGCUUUUCAUUAUCAUGCAGUUAUCACGAAUUACUUUCACGCGAACGCAACGACCAAAGCGCAUGCAAAAGUCCCCCGUUUGUUAUUCCAUUUCUCAUCGCGAAUAUUCUCAGGUUAUACCGACACGUAUCGAGAGAGCAUUUCCGAGAGUUCGAUAGGCGAUAACGAUUUUAUACGGUAUGUGCGCCGAUAUUUAUACUUAAAUUGUCAUUAAAUUAAUCGUUAGAUUAACAUUGGUUGUCGAGGACAUAAGAGAGAGACUAAUGAUCGAUUUCAUCAAUCUUCCUCCGGAUGGAUAUCGCGCCCGGUUAAAUCCGUGCAGCCUUUCUUUCCUUAACCGCGCAUUAGCGCCCACGAUUAUUCCCGAAUCGCUUCUGUCCUUAACGAAGCGUCGAAAAUUGGCGAAUCAUCAAUUUAAUCUUUAUUCGCUCUCCUAACGAGAUUUCGGGGAAGGUCGAUGAAGGCGCGAGGAGUUUUUGUAAGCAUAAAGCUAGAUUUAGAUUGAUUAAACACAGUCGCAGCUACUCACAUCACUCUCGGAGAGGAGAGCUCGAUGAUUUUCAUGCGAAGCGAGCGGUGCUUUUUUUCUACUUAUAUACGUAUAAUACUUAUUAUUUAUAAUAAGAUUCGCAGUAUUAGCUACGUUUUUCCAUUCCGUCCUCUCACACUCCCCUCCCCCUCUCCAUUUCCCCCGCCCAUCCCGCGAGUAUUUUUGCUACCAUUUCGAGCGAACUUUUGUACCGUAUUCGACGUGUCACUUCGGUGACCGAUAGGGACCGAUGUUGCCAACAACAAUGGCGGACAAUGUAACGUUGUUAGCCUUAUUGAUUGUUAAUAAAUAUAUAUAUACGUAUGAA
Harpegnathos saltator (Jerdon's jumping ant) is the source of this 3980-nucleotide messenger RNA. RefSeq names its product putative ferric-chelate reductase 1 homolog. Gene Ontology annotation, molecular function: transmembrane ascorbate ferrireductase activity. The record is from RefSeq and is a predicted model, not a curated record. The transcript has 12 exons. The coding region runs from base 10 to 2040 and encodes 676 amino acids. Gene Ontology annotation, cellular component: membrane. NCBI's taxonomy places the organism in Eukaryota, Metazoa, Arthropoda, Insecta, Hymenoptera, Formicidae.